This is a messenger RNA of Ictalurus furcatus (blue catfish), 9723 nucleotides long. It is a transcript of the gene ror1, whose product is annotated as receptor tyrosine kinase-like orphan receptor 1. Gene Ontology annotation, biological process: protein phosphorylation; multicellular organism development; positive regulation of kinase activity. Bases 1420 to 4305 code for a protein of 961 amino acids. Gene Ontology annotation, cellular component: signaling receptor complex. Gene Ontology annotation, molecular function: ATP binding; protein kinase activity; protein binding. The record is from RefSeq and is a predicted model, not a curated record. Lineage: Eukaryota; Metazoa; Chordata; Actinopteri; Siluriformes; Ictaluridae. The transcript is spliced from 9 exons.
UGUUUUAUCAUCACAUUAUCACAUGUGAGUGUUAAUGACUAAAGAAAGAAUGGGGAAAAUGACUGAAAUUCUUGAAUAGUCAGCUUAAUCUUUCAAUUUUAAAAUGUUAAAACAUUUUAACGCUAACACACAUAGUUCAGAAACAUAUGGUCAGUGGCCACUUUAUUAGGUAUAUCAAUCUUAUCUCUAGUUUCAUUCAUCAUUUUAUCGGGUAAACUUCCCAUACAGGUCACUUUGUAGAUGUACAAUUACAAACUGUUGCUUUGCAUUAUUUUCCAGCUCUCUAUCCUGUCCAAUAAAGACAAGGACCAUAACAGAACUACCACAGAACAGAUAUUAUUUGGGUGGUGGAACAUCUCAGCACAGCAAUGACACUGACAUGGUAGCAUGUGUUGCCCUAGUACAGGUGUUAAACUCUGUACACUUAUUGCCACUUUAUUAUGCAUACCUACUUUGUUGGUCCAUGUUUAUAGGUGUACAAUUUGAAACUACAGCUCAUCUUUUUCCAUGCACAAUUGAAAUGACCUCUAGCUCUUUGCCAGUGUCAGUUUCUGACCACAGAACUGCCGCUGGCUAAAUAUUUUUUUUAUUAUUAUUACUGGGCUGUUUCUCAACCUUGCGUUGAUCCUUCAGGCUAACAGUUGCUUCCAUGGAUAAUCUCACCUGAAUAAUCUAGAUUUGUACCUUGCUGCUGUUAUCAUAAAGAUUGUCCUGUGCUCAUCCCAGGACACUCAUUUACAAUAAGCUCAUACUGAGCAUCCUUUCAACACACUUAGUUGUGUUUGACUUUACUCUCCUACACCUGUAUACUGUAACAAUUUAUAAUCGCUCUAUCCGGGUCACCUAGAAGAGAAUGGGUUCCUUCUUGAGUAUGGUUCCUCUCAAGAUUCCUUCACAUGUCGUUGUCAUUCCUUCACAAACUAAACAGUUUACGUGCUAAGCACUAAGCCACUGUGCCCCCAUGUUGUACAUAUCUUCCAGAUUAUUUAUACAAGUAUUUUUUUUUAUUAUUUUAAAUCGAAUAUUGCACCUUUAAUAAAUUGUAAUCUGAGCACCACAGCUCAUCGAGAGGUUGUGCAGGUCGUGUCCGAUUUCCACCAGCAGGUGGCGACACACACACUCACUUGUGGGAACCGCGUGGCCUCAGCUCGGGGGGCCUCCGUAAUAUGUGAAGUGUGUGCGCGGAGUUUUGGCUUGAUGCGGGAGCGUGCAGGAGUCAGCGAGGGGGGUGAAAGUAAAGUCCAACUCCUAAACACGAGUGAACAGGAGGAGGAGGAAGAGGAGGAGGAAGACAGAGAGAGAGAGAGAGUGCGCGAGCGCAGGGGAGCAAACGCGCGCGCGUAAAGAGCCUCCAAAGAGUUCGUGCACUUUCCAGUCCAGUUUUUAAGUCCUGAACCGUUUUGCAGUGGAUGUACAGGCAUGUCGCCGGAGCACGAGAGCGGAGGAAGGUGGUGGCCGAGGCGGACAGCACAGAGACUGGCACCGCGAGGAUGCCAACAACACCGCCGCUGCGUUCUGCACUUCAUCAUGAUUGUACUGAGCAGCUGCAUGACGCGCACUGCUGCAGGAGCUGAAGCUAACUCCGAGCCGAACGUGGUGACUGCCUCAAGCUGGAACGUUUCCAGUGAAGCACAGAAAGACCACUUCCUCAGACUCGAUGCUCCCAUGAACAACAUCACUACGUCCCUGGGCCAGACUGCCGAGCUGCACUGCCAUGUGUCGGGAAACCCGGCUCCCACCGUGCGCUGGCUGAAGAACGACGCUCCGGUGACUCCAGAGGCACGGCGUAUUUCCUACAAGCAGACUUCAUACGGGUCUCGACUGCGCAUUCGCAACCUAGACACCACCGACACCGGCUACUUCCAGUGUGUGGCCAUCAACAGCUACGGCACCGUCUCCACCACGGGAAUCCUCUUCGUGAAAUUCGAUCCGCUGCCAACACCCCAGUCUGGAAAGCCUUCACCAGAGGACUUUGAAGAGGAAGGCUUCUGCCAGCCGUACAGAGGAAUUGCCUGCGCGCGCUUCAUCGGGAACCGGAGCAUCUUUGUGGACUCGCUGCAAAUGCAGGGCGAAAUCGAAACUCAAAUAACCGCUGCCUUCACCAUGAUUGGCACUUCCAACCACCUGUCAGAUCGCUGCUCUCAGUUUGCCAUCCCGUCGCUCUGCCACUUUGCCUUCCCCACAUGUGACCGGAGCUCUGGGAUUGAUAAACCACGCGACCUGUGCAAGGAUGAGUGUGAGAUCCUGGAGAACGAUCUGUGUAAGACUGAGUACAUCAUCGCCCGCUCCAACCCCCUGAUCCUCAAACGACUCAAACUGCCCAACUGUGAAGACCUGGCUGCUUUGGACAGCCCCGAGGCAGCCAACUGCAUGAGGAUAGGCAUCCCAAUGGGCGAGUCCAUCAACAAAAAUCACAAGUGCUUCAACAGCAGCGGUUCUGAUUAUCGGGGCACCACCAGCAUGACCAGGUCAGGCCGCCAGUGUCAGCCGUGGAACUCUCAGUAUCCACACAGCCACACCUACCUCGCUGUGCGCUAUCCAGAGCUAAAUGGCGGCCACUCAUACUGCCGUAACCCAGGCAACAAGCAGGAGGCACCCUGGUGCUUCACUCUGGAUGAGGGCGUUCGCAUGGAGCUAUGUGACAUCCCUGCGUGUGACCCGGAGAAGCGUGGAGGCAGCAGUAUGGAGAUCCUCUACAUCCUGGUCCCCAGUGUUGCCAUCCCGCUAGCCAUCGCCUUGCUCUUCUUUUUCAUCUGCGUGUGCCGGAAUAACCAGAAAGCCUCGCGUCCACCCGCGCAGCGCCAGCCCAAACCUGUCCGCGGCCAGAACGUGGAGAUGUCCAUGCUGCCUGCAUAUAAGCCCAAGACUAAAGCCAAAGAGCUGCCUCUGUCAGCUGUACGUUUCAUGGAGGAGCUGGGUGAGUGCACCUUUGGUAAAAUCUACAAAGGUCACCUGUACCUGCCAGGUAUGGAGCAUGCUCAGCUUGUGGCCAUCAAGACUCUGAAGGACUUCUCCAGCCCACAGCAAUGGAACGAAUUCCAGCAGGAGGCUUCUGUGUUUGCAGAGCUCCACCAUCCUAAUGUUGUGUGUCUCCUGGGCAUGGUGACACAGGAGCAGCCUGUGUGCAUGCUCUUCGAGUUCCUCCCACUCGGAGAUCUCCAUGAGUUCCUGGUCAUGCGCUCGCCACACUCUGACGUCGGCUGCAGCAGCGAUGAGGACGGCACUGUUAAGUCCAGCCUGGACCAUGGAGACUUCCUGCACAUUGCAAUGCAGGUAGCAGCUGGCAUGGACUACCUGGCCAGCCACUUUUUCAUCCACAAGGACCUGGCAGCAAGGAACAUACUUGUAGGAGAACAACUUCAUGUGAAAAUUUCAGACCUGGGACUGUCAAGGGAGAUCUACUCUUCUGAUUACUAUCGCGUGCAGCCAAAAACACUGCUGCCCAUCCGCUGGAUGCCUCCAGAAGCCAUCACGUAUGGAAAGUUCACCACAGAUUCUGACAUCUGGGCUUUUGGAGUGGUUCUUUGGGAGAUCUUUAGCUUCGGUCUUCAACCCUACUACGGCUUCAGCAACCAGGAAGUGAUUGAGAUGGUGCGCAAGAGGCAGCUGCUGCCUUGCCCAGACGACUGCCCGCCACGCGUCUACACGCUAAUGAACGAUUGCUGGCAGGAAGGACCUGCACGGAGGCCCAGGUUUAAGGACGUCCAUGCUAGACUGCGUGCCUGGGAGGGUUUGUCAUCCCACGCCAGCUCCAGCACACCAUCCGGAGGCAAUGCCACCACUCAGACCACCUCGCUCAGUGCCAGUCCCGUCAGCAACCUCAGCAGCCCACGCUAUGCCGGAUACAUCUAUGGUGCUCCUCAGGGAAUACCAGCAGGUCAGAUUGCAGGUUUUGUGGCAGCACCAAUGCCACAGAACCAACGCUUCAUCCCUGUGAAUGGAUACGCCAUCCCUCCAGGCUACACUGCUUUCCCAGCUGCCCACUUUGCCUCAGCUCAGGCACCCACACGAGUGCUCCAGCACUGUCCUCCCCCUAAGAGUCGUUCCCCCAGCAGCGCCAGUGGCUCCACCAGCACGGGCCAUGUUACUAGCGUGCCCUCCACAGGCUCGAACCACGAUGCAAACACGCCACUGCUUUCACACUGCGUCACUCUAGCUCCUGUGGCCACCAUGCAGGGCGGCGCGGUGUCCAUGUUUGGACACAUGGCACAAAAGGGGCUGCAGAUGGACCCGGCUCAGGCGUCUCUGUUAGCCGACUCCAACAGACUCAUGUACGGCGAAUCGGUCAUCACCGCUGACUUGUGAAUACAUCGUUCCUUUUUCUUUCUUUUUUUUGUAAAUGAUUAUAAUUAUUGAUAUUUUAAAAUGUUUUCUUUCACUGUGUAAAUACCAACUAGCCGGAAUGGAAUGUAAAAGAUUUAUAUUCUAUGGUUUUGUUUUGUUUUUUUUUUAUAUGAAAAAUGUAAGAAAAGAAUAAAGGAACACCUCCUCAUCUCCUCUUACUGAUGAUAUCAGUAUGAUACCUGAAGAAGACUUUGAGACCCUUUGAUUUUCUUCCAGUCACUCUUUUCCAGCUGGAUGAGAAUAUGAGCUUGCUGUAAAGGAAUCCUCAUCUUGAUCACAGCCCUGAAAUACAAUGGUCAUGAAAUCAUGCCUUUUUCAUGUCUGCCUCAAAGCCAUUUUGAUUGGACUGUGGCUUGAGCUCGUCAACAUUUCUCAUUCUCUUUUCUCAAAGUCAUCAAUCUGACAGUUUGGUUUCGCUUUGGUAAUUGCAGUGGUAAUCGGGUGUAUUGGUUAUGGACUGUUGGUCUAGUAAUUUUCAUUUGAAAUGACCUCGUGAAUGAGUUGAUGCUUUAUUAUAUUCCAACUCCAUGCUGCCUUUUCAGGUAGCUUUAAAUCUUCUGUCAUUGAAAACUAUACAUAUUCAUUGUAUAGACUAAAAACCUUUUAUGCCUGACCUCUGGUAAAACUUAUUGCACUGUUUCUGGUCAUAAACUGGUGAGUGCAAAAGUUUGCAUACCCUAAGGCCAAAAUUAAGACAAAGAUAUUACAUGUAUGGUACCUCCUCUUCCCUGACAUAUCUGUUCUUAUUCUGCCAGCUUGACCAAUCUUUGGCAAGACUAACAGGUAUAUCUGUGACUGUGUCAAGCAUCACUUGUCACAAAUCAGGCCUUUUUUUGUCGAUUUUGCUUCCAUUCAAAAUCACACUUUAGCUUUGAACUACACUUACACCAUGUUUGAUGAGAAAAAUGCAGUUUUAUGACAAAACGUGCUUCACAUUUAUCUUAGUAAUCCAUCUUAAGAUGUUUCCAAGUACUUAGUAAGUAUUUUAAAGUCAGUCAUGAUCAUUUUAGCUGGUAGAACCAAUUACCACUCACUGAAUGAUACCGGUCAUAAUCGUAGCAUUGUCAGCUCUACAUUUACCUUUACAUUCAAGUAUUUGGCAGACCCUUUUAUUCAGUGCAACACAGUUGAGCUGAACAGAUGAAAGUUAAAGGCCUUGAUCAGUGGCAGCUUGGUAGUACUAUCCAAAAUCCCCAAAUUCUGUAUCUACUGAGGCUCUCUAUCCUCCGUGUGGCAUGCCAUGAUCUCAACCUGUCUGUAUGCUGGCUGGCUCACCAGGCUCUCUAUCUGACUACCUUUGUCAUUGGUCAGCUGAGCUGUCUAUCUGUUGUGCUGCCUGUUUAUCUAACUCACCAGCUGUGUACUCUGUCUAUCUGUAUAACUGGCUGGCUGACCGUCUCUAUCUGUCUGUCUAACAGCGGUCCAACUAUUCUGGAAUGGCAAGUCAAGCUAUCUACUGUACCUCUCUCUCUGAAUGUUCAAUCGUGCUUCCAUCCUUGCAGCUGUUUGGCUGGAUGUCUCCGCACUUAAUCUGUCUUCCUCUGCAAACUCAAUUCAAAUGAGAUUUUUUGUCUCUAUGAAUUUUCAGCCUUUGCAUUGUGUAUUAGCGAGAAUGCCUAGAAAAGAUCAUAUCUGUGCGAUACGGCUAGGUAGAAGGAUAGUUGUGCUCAAAUGAGAGAAAUUUUCUCAUGUGCGUGAAGGCAGAGGCUGUCCACAGACCGAAUGAAACCAGACCACAGAGGUCUAUCCAAAUAUAUAUUUAUUAUUUUAAACUUGCAUAUCGAAAAAAAUGUGCAAAGAUCAGCAAGCUUAAAAAGACCAGAGAGCAGAUGUUUCAGCUAAUAGCUUUCUUCACUAUACAGCUUGUAAAAUACAUCAGCAGUUUGCCAGCGAUUACAAUUUUCUCUUUUGUUAAAGAAUGACACAUUUUUAUCUGGUUAUACUUGCAUUCAAUAUUGUGAACCGUUCAUGAAACAGGUUAGUGCCUUGGGGUUAGGGUUAGGGGUAGGUUUAGGGUUGUUUUAUUGCUAGCCCUAACUCCAAGUUUUUAAACAUAGGGUUAGGGCUAUCUAUAAAACAUUGUUCCCUCAUCACCCUCACCCGCGCCCUUCUUGAAGUUCAUAAGACAUUGUAUCUUUACAAAGAAGCCACAAAUUGCUCUGACUUUCUCUGAUGGGACACCUUACCUCUGACAAAACAGUUUUACCUGGGGCUGUGCUGACACUUGAGACUCCUUCCAAAAAUACUAAAUCAGCAUCUCCUAACAGAAAAUUUCACAAUAUCAACUAUUCCAUGUUUUCCGAAUCUUCUCGGUUGGAGCGUCUGCCGUGCACGUCUCUGUUAGUUGUUUUUCACAGUAGAAACCGUAGUGAUGAUAAUUAGAAUGAAUGCAUUCAAAUAAACAUGUCAUUUGUCUUGCAAUUAAUCAACAUCUUCUGACCAAUCAGAUUUGAGAAUUCGACGCCAUCAUAAUGUCUUAUGAAAGCUGGCUAUUGAGUAUAUGCACAGGGUUCACAAGGGGCUCGGAGCUUUUCUUUGUGUACAAAUGAAGUGAAUGCAUUUUCUCUCUUCUUCCCUCAUAUUAUUGAUCAAUCCUGUAUCUGCCAACUCGUAUUAUCACGUUCUUAUUUUCUUUGUGUGUCGACUUGUCUAGACUGGACUGGGAACUUCACCUUAACGUCACAGGGAAUAGCUGCACUGUCUAGUCGCUAGCUCUUUCUAUUGUUUAUUUUAGUUAGUUGCUAUGCAACUAUCAAAUACAGAUGUGCACCAGGGUUCAGGCUGUUAUUCAGGGUACAGUUAAAAGGUUAUACAUACAAAGCUAGAACAAUCUUCUCCAGAAAUGCCUUCUUUUUUUUUUUUUUUUUUGCCUGUGUCGUAACAUGUUAUGGCAUAUUAUGAAAGAACUUCCCCUUGCUAUGCAUGAAAUAACUGAUAUUUGAAUAGUUUAUUUUUGAAUCAAUGGUUUAUUUUUGUACAACAUUUUGUAUCAACAAUAUUGCAAUAUUAUAAACCUCUAACCAUACUGAGACUCUUGGUGAUCAUGAUUAUGGUACGAGCUCAUGUUUGUAACGUGGACAAAUCACUUAUCUGUUCUUUCGAAGUGUCUUCAUGCAUUUGCCUCCAGGAAGAUCGGAGGUUUUAUAUAGCUGUUUGAUUUGUAACCAUAAUCGCUUGUACGGCAAGUCAAAAACCACUUAAUACUGAAGACUGUGAAUCGUUUUUUGGCUCUCCAUAGAGGGGCGCCAUUAAGGACGCAGUAAAUACAUGCUAAACGUUUACACAUUUUAUAUGUCAACUUAUGUGGCCUUGAUUUUCUUUGUGUCAUUGUGAGAAGAGUUUUGCACAAAUAGUUUGUAUGGCAAACUUGCUAUUAAACAACUGUUGUUUUUUUGUCAUAUUGAGGACGUUUGAUUAUUUUGAACUGGAGUAGAUCCACCCACCCAUCCAUUUAUAAUACAAAGGGUCACGGGGAGCCUGGAGCCUGUCCCAGGGAACUCGGGGCACAAGGUGGGGAUACCCUGGACAGGGUGCCAACCCAUCGCAGGGCGCACACACACACACACACACACACACACACACACACAUAUGCCCAUUCACACACUACAGGCAAUUUGGAAAUGCCAAUCAGCCUACAGUAUAUGUCUUUGGACUGGGGGAGAAAACCAGAGUACCCAGAGGAAACCCCUGAAGCACUAGGAGAACCUGCAAACUCUACACACACAAGGCAGAGGUGGGAUUCAGACCCCCAACCCAGGACGUGUGAGGCAAACGUGAUGACCACUAAGCCACCGUGUCCGUCCCCCAACUUGAGAGUAAAUCAUACAAAUCAAUUGUUAAUAUGCUACAUAUAAUAUGAAGAACCUGAUUUAUUUUAGGUUCUUCAUAAGAACUAAACUAAAAUCAAGGGCGUCAUGGCAACAUUAAUUCAUUCAGUAGUACAAGUAGUUACGCUGUAAUGAGACCAUGUUGUAUAUAAAGCAUUGUAAAUGAAACAGUUAUACAACCCCUGGUAAAAAUGAUGGAAUCACCACAAUUAGAGGAUGUUCACCUGGCUUUUUUACUUCAUAGCAAAUAAACAAAUCACAGAUUUGACACAAAACAAUAUUUGUUUAAUAGCUGAACAUUCUGGCUUCGUGGAAUAUACCUCAAACAAGUUCAAUUGUUUAAUUAAUGGCAUAUUUUUUUCCAGAUCAUGUAGUGGAAAAAAAUAUGGUAUCAGUCAAUGUUGAGGAAAAGAUUAUGGAAUUAUCAACAUCACAAUUAGUACUUUGUUGCUCCUCCUCUUGGCUUUUAUGCCAGUCUGAUUUCUUUGAGGCGUGGCAAAGCUGGUUUAACUUUCUGGAACAGCGGGUGAUGGAUUAGCUUUGCAGGAUGGAGCGUUGUCAUGGACUGAUGUUUUAAAUUUGCACCAUAAAUUUUAAAUCGCAUUGAGAUCCGGACUGUUUGCUGGCCAGGUCAUUCAGUUGAUCUGCCUUUACUGAAGAAAAGCUUUAACACUUUCUGCUCUGUGGAAAGAUGCAUCAUCAUCAUCAUCAUCAUCCUGAAAAAUUAUUCAUCAUCAUCAAACCUAUUUUCUAUUGAUGGAAUGAGGAAAAUGUCCAAAAUUUCAGUGUGCACCUGUGUAUUAAUUCUUGAGGUCUGCCCUGGUCCUUUACCUGACAUGCAACCUCGUAUCAUAAAUGAGGGGGAAAUUCGUGAUUCAUCACUGAAUAUCACUUUCAUCCAAUCAUCCCCACUCCAUGAUUGCUUCUCUUUAGCCCACUGUAGCCUUCUUUUCUCCUGUUUAGGUGUUCGUGCUGGUUUUCGUUUGGCUUUUCUGUGCGUAAAUCCCAUUUCAUUCAGGCCAUUCCUUACAGUUCUGUCACAGACACUGACUCCUGUUUCCACCCAUUUGUUUUUCAUUUGUUUUGUUGUGAAUUUUCUAUUUUAAGGCGUAUUGCUUUGAGUUUUCUAUCCUGACUCUUUGAGGUCUUCCUCGGUCGACCCGUAUGUUUUCCUUUUAUAACCUUCCCAUUUUGUUGGUACUUUUAGACACAGCUGUCUGGGAACAAGCAACAUCUUUUGCCACAAUUUCAGUAUUCCCUCUUGAAGGAAUUCCUUCAAUCCUUUCCAUUGUUUCAAUUUACAAUUCCCUUGUUGGGGCCAGGUUUCCUUUCAAAAAGUCCAAGGUUAAGGUCUGUAAGCACUCUCCUUUUAACUGCAGACUAAUUUGCAUUUUUAGACUUAGUGCUGGUAUUUGUUUUAGAAAUGCAGAUUACAAGGUGAUUCCAUCAUUUUUUUUUUGCUCAAUAUUGAGUGAUGCCAUCAUUUUUUCCUCUACUUGAUCCGGAAACAAAAUAUGCCAUUAAUUAAAAAUAAUUUCAUUUAACUUUUCAC